Messenger RNA from Fomitiporia mediterranea MF3/22, 1154 nucleotides. RefSeq lists its product as uncharacterized. The record is from RefSeq and is a predicted model, not a curated record. The coding region runs from base 26 to 1048 and encodes 340 amino acids. NCBI's taxonomy places the organism in Eukaryota, Fungi, Basidiomycota, Agaricomycetes, Hymenochaetales, Hymenochaetaceae. The transcript has 5 exons.
GACUGAAGUCUUGACAAGGAAUCAAAUGUUCCGUCGUUGGCGGCGCUGCAACCCUUCCUUGGCUCUGGAAAAUAGCGACAAAACUUUUUCUGACCUUCGAACCCUUGUUGGAGACAUGCACACUCCUGGGGCCAUCUCCGAUGCAAACUUUGACGUCGUGGAGUCUCGUGACGCGGAUCGCGCAUUCGAAAUUGAUUGUGAUGAGUUCAAAUGGCGGUGGGAUGCGUAUUUAUUGGGUCCGAAAACGUCUGCAGACGUCAUCUCAAAGCACUUGAUCCUUCCGCUCAUCAGCCUUGCUCAUGUAUCGUUUUACUCGGCUGACCCUGUCAGUGAGCUGGAGGAUCACGACCUUGAGAAGACCGUGGACAGGAUAGGACGGGCUGCUCGCCGGAGCGUUGAUGUACACGUGAAGCAUACGCUAGCGCGUCCCAAGAUAGCGACAACUUUACAACGAAUCUCAUCGUUAUUUGGUCUCGCAGAUGACCUGCCACACAUCAUAUCCGAGGAACAGUCUCCUGAUUUGAAAGGGCCGCUUGCAUCCCUUCUUACUCGCUCGGACAGGUCGGACGAAACGUCUCCAGCGCCCGUGGCCACCAACAAAGAAUCCAAUACAGACGUAAUCACAGUGACCAACCUCCAUGAUUCUGACCCACCUGAAGCAACAUUGGAAGCAGAGAACAUUCAACAACCUGCUAACGCAGCGUCGGAGACGGAGAGCGAUGGGGAUGACAACCAGAGAUCUGUAGCACCCAAUCCAGACGAGCCUGUGGCCCGCGGACCUUCCCCCCAGAAAAACAUCAGUCCUCCUCAGAAACCGGAUUCCGAGGACCACCCUUCUUGUCCAACGUCUUACGCUCGCGAAUCGGACUCGGACUCGCCCCGACCGAUGAAGAAGCUUAGAAGAAAAGCACAUCUCAGCGAAUCAAAUUCUGACUCGGAAUCGGGUAGGAAAAUUCGGUCACCGAGCGUGCAGAACUCUUCCACAACAGCACAAGUUGCAGGACGCGGAGUCAGACAACCGAUAAAACGAGGGGGAAGAAGGUUCUAACGUCGGUUCAUCUGUUGUCUUUGAAUAAGACGAGAAGCGUGGAGGAGCUUCGUAUGAUUGUCCAAACUGUACUGCAAUUAUGUAAGUUGAUGUAUUAUGAACUUCC